Triticum turgidum subsp. durum (durum wheat) is the source of this 1125-nucleotide messenger RNA. The record is from the annotation of a GenBank genome assembly. NCBI's taxonomy places the organism in Eukaryota, Viridiplantae, Streptophyta, Magnoliopsida, Poales, Poaceae.
AUGGCAAGGUCCGCCAUGUCCGGGCUAGUGCUCCUGCUGCUCUGUGCAACCUGCAGGUUGGCGCUAGGAAUCACCGAUGGGCUGCUGGCCAACGGCAACUUCGAGCGCGGGCCGCAGCCGUCGCAGCUGCGCGGGACGCAGGUGGUGGGCGCGUCGUCGAUCCCGUCGUGGCGGACGUCGGGGUUCGUGGAGUACAUCCCGUCGGGGCGGAAGCAGGGGGACAUGGUGCUGGUCGUCCCCGAGGGCGCCUACGCCGUGCGCCUGGGCAACGAGGCGUCCAUCGCGCAGCGCCUCCGCGGGGCCGUCCCCGGCGCGCGCUACAGCCUCACCUUCAGCGCGGCGAGGACGUGCGCGCAGGCGGAGCGCCUCAACGUGUCCGCGUCCGGCCAGUCCGGCGUGCUGGUCAUGCAGACCAUGUACAGCAGCAACGGCUGGGACUCCUACUCCUGGGCCUGGGACGCCACCGCCGACGAGGUCGAGGUCGUCGUCCACAACCCCGGUGUCACCGAGGACCCCGCCUGCGGCCCCCUCAUCGACUCUGUCGCCAUCAAGACCCUCACCCCGCCCCGCCGCACCAACAAGAACCUGGUGAAGAAUGGUGAUUUCGAGGAGGGGCCGUACAUCAUCCCCGGGACCAAGUGGGGGGUGCUGAUCCCGUCGCGGAUGGUGGACGAGCACUCGCCGCUGCCGGGUUGGAUGGUGGAGUCGCUCAAGGCCGUCAAGUACAUCGACAGCGACCACUUCGCGGUGCCGCGGGGGCGCCGGGCCGUGGAGCUGCUGGCGGGGAGGGAGAGCGCGAUCGCACAGGUGAUCCGCACCGUGCCGGGGAAGCAGUACGCGCUGUCCUUCAGCGUGGGCGACGCCAGCAACACGUGCCGCGGGUCGCUCAUGGUGGAGGCCUACGCCGGCAGGGAGUCCACCAAGGUGCCGUACGAGUCGGCGGGGCAGGGCGGCGCCGCCAAGCGGGCCGUGCUCCCGUUCCGCGCCACGUCGUCUCGCACGCGCGUCGUCUUCUUCAGCUCCUUCUACAAUACCAUGACUGACGACAUGAGCUCGCUCUGCGGGCCGGUGAUCGACGACGUCGCCGUCGUCAGCGUGCGCGCCCGGCCGCCAAAGCGCCCCUAG